CAGAAAGCGAGAAAAGGGGAGACUCCACUGCUCGACCCAAAAAAAUGGCGGCGGCGCCGGAGAGCAAGUCGCCGGAGGAGCUGCUCUGCGCGGCGGCGAAGUCCGGUGAAGAGGAGGAAGUCGCUAAACUCCUUGCCUCAGGAGCUGAUGCGACCCACUUCGAUGCCGACGGCUUGACCCCGCUCAUGCACGCGGCCGCGGGGGGGCACGCCGCCGUUGCGCGCCUCCUCCUCGACUGCGGUGCGCCCUGGAACGCGCUCUCCCCCUCGGGCCUCUCAGCAGGGGACUUAACCUCCGACCCCGACACCUACGACCUCCUCCUCGACCACGCCCUCCGCUCCGAGCUCGUCCUUGGCACCGUCGCGCGGCGGCAAGCGGCCCCCGCGAACGCCUCGGACGGUGCCCCGGCCGAGAGCUACCUCGAAUCCAGAGUCUCGUUCAGCGAGGAGAGGGUGAUGGACGCGGAGAGCAAGGCAGUGAUGAUGGCGUGGGAGCGGCCGCUGAUGGAGGCGCACGCGCGGGCGGUGUGCCAAGGCGGUGGUAAGGUGCUCAACGUGGGGUUCGGGAUGGGGCUGGUGGACGAGGCGAUACAGAGGUACGAGCCCGAGGAGCACACCAUCGUCGAGGCCCACCCACAGGUGUACGAGCGGAUGCUCAAGCUCGGGUGGGGCGAGAAGAAGAACGUCAGAAUCGUGUUCGGGCGAUGGCAGGACGUGAUGCCACAGCUCGGAUCUUAUGACGGCAUAUUUUUCGACACAUAUGGGGAAUACUACGAGGACAUGAGAGAGUUCCACCAACACCUUCCUAAGCUACUGAAACCUGGAGGCAUCUACUCAUACUUCAAUGGCCUCUGUGGCGACAAUGCAUUCUUCCACGCUGUGUACUGCCAGCUUGUCGCAUUAGAGCUCGCGAAUCUGGGGUAUUCCACACAGUUCAUCCCUCUGCCGGUCAAAGAUUGCCUAGCGGAAGAAGUUUGGAAGGGCGUGAAGCAGAAAUACUGGCAACUGGAUACCUACUACCUCCCUGCUUGCCAGUCAGAAUCAGAAUCGGAGUGAAAAUUCUAUCAAGUAGUAAUGGGGUAUUUGUAGUUUGCGUCUGAUGUCUGUUUUGAGCUGCUACAUUUUUGUUCAGGCAUGCUGUGUUACAAAUGGUACCGUUUCACUUCCAGGAGCUGAACUUUCUUCCCGCAUGUGAUCAUUUACCCUUGCUGUAUGCUCCUGAUGCGUUGCGUUCGUGGUCCAUGAACAGGAAUUCUCAUGGAAAUUUUGGUUCCCUGACAAUCAUCUCCCUUGCCA
This is a messenger RNA of Sorghum bicolor (sorghum), 1295 nucleotides long. Its product is annotated as protein arginine N-methyltransferase 2. Gene Ontology annotation, molecular function: protein-arginine N-methyltransferase activity; protein binding. The transcript has 2 exons. Gene Ontology annotation, cellular component: nucleus; cytoplasm. The coding region runs from base 45 to 1055 and encodes 336 amino acids. NCBI's taxonomy places the organism in Eukaryota, Viridiplantae, Streptophyta, Magnoliopsida, Poales, Poaceae. The record is from RefSeq and is a predicted model, not a curated record.